Messenger RNA from Haplochromis burtoni (Burton's mouthbrooder), 3834 nucleotides. It is a transcript of the gene sox19b, whose product is annotated as SRY-box transcription factor 19b. Gene Ontology annotation, biological process: cell differentiation; regulation of DNA-templated transcription; anatomical structure morphogenesis. Gene Ontology annotation, molecular function: RNA polymerase II cis-regulatory region sequence-specific DNA binding; DNA-binding transcription factor activity, RNA polymerase II-specific. The transcript is spliced from 2 exons. The record is from RefSeq and is a predicted model, not a curated record. Lineage: Eukaryota; Metazoa; Chordata; Actinopteri; Cichliformes; Cichlidae. Bases 1111 to 2034 code for a protein of 307 amino acids.
UAGUUUUCAGGAGCUAUUUUUGAAUAAUUCUGUUACUGUGUGCAAAUAAUUUACUCUUUCUAGAAAAACUUUUAGGUUUGAAAUGCUAAGUUGAAAGUCUCUUGCUCUUUUAAAAACUCUGGAACCACAGCUGCGUGUGUGAAACAGUCCCGGCAGGCUGUGCGACACAAUAUGUCUCUGUUGAAAUGAAAUUAUUGGAUCUUUGAUGGUUUUUCUCUUGCACCUCCCCAACCAACCAGCGGCAGCAUGCGCUCCUCUCUCAGCCUGGCCCUGGCUAACAGUUAGAGGGAGUUGUGUCCCCCGUGUUGCCCACAGAGGAGCUCUCAUCGUUGGGGGUUUCUUUGUGAUAUUGUCGGACGGUUACCCCGCAGUUUCAAACACUGCUGUUGUUGUGCUUUAUAAAUGAAAUCGGACUGGUUAUAAACACAAAACCCUGUUUGCUCUUUUAGUUUUUGUUGUUUGUACUAUUUCAACUUUCAUGAUUAUAGAUACAUUUAUAUUUGCGGAUCUUUCGAACCAUAUUUUAAGCCCGGAGACGCGUGACAGCCUGCGUGGCUGCCUCCACAGACAACUUUGCUAAAACCUCGUUUUCAGUAUAUAGUUUACAGUUGCCCGGGGAUUAUUAAGAUCGUCUUGUCUUACUGGAAUGCUUCCUCUCACCAACUCCGUCAUCAACAAGUGUCUCACGCACCCCCGGAGCCCUUUCAUUUGCAAAUGCACACGCACAGAAUGAAGCUUUUUGCCAUUCCCAUUGGUUCAUGCCUGACUGCACGAGAAUAGGAGAACUUUGGGAGUGAACAGACAGAUGAGUUCAGUGUGUGAGCUGGCUGUCUGACAACAAGUGGUUUUCCGUAAACUCUUUCACUGCACUGAAACCGCAAAACUUUACUGUGAAAGUGUAUCUCAGUGCUAGUUUAAUGACUGCCUCGAGAGACUUUUAAUUUAAGAAAGGGGGGGCAGGUUGUCCGCUGCAGUCUCACGGGUGUGUCGUGCGUAAGCCCCGGGGAAACGUGUAACUAAACCUGGCCAAAAGUCGCCAGAUUGACGGCGACGAAGGCUCCUGAGUGCUCGAUCGUUUAUUUGUAACUCAACUCUCCUACUUUUCCCAGCAUGUACAGCAUGAUGGAACACGAGCUGAAGCCGACUGGCCAGCCCCCUUCUCAUCAGACCUCCCAGGGAAUGUCACCGGUCACCGGCACCAUGACCGGGAGCAUGGGCAGCAAUGGAAACUCUCACCCGAGCUCUAAAACGGCAUGCGCACCUGGAGCCGACCCCAUGGAUAAAGUCAAGCGGCCCAUGAACGCUUUCAUGGUCUGGUCCAGGGGGCAGAGGCGCAAGAUGGCACAAGAAAACCCGAAAAUGCACAACUCUGAAAUCAGCAAGCGGCUGGGGGCCGAGUGGAAACUUCUGAACGAUGCUGAGAAGCGGCCUUUCAUUGACGAGGCCAAGCGGCUCCGUGCGGUCCAUAUGAAGGAGUACCCUGACUACAAGUACAAGCCACGACGCAAGACAAAGCCUUUACUCAAAAAAGACACUCAGGUAGGCAAGUACCCACUGACAGCGGGAAACCUGCUGGUGGCAGCGGCACAGAGCCAAGGUGGGAGCCCCAGGAUGGAGAGCUAUGGCUGGGGCCCCACCGGAGGAUACGCCGGCAUGCAGGGCGAGGCACUGGGCUACACACAGCAGCUCCACCGGUAUGAGCUGUCAGCUCUCCAGUACCCACCUGCAAUGACGGCGCCGCAGACGUACAUGAACGGGGCCAACUCGUACAGCCCCAUGUCAUACAGCAGCAGUCCACAGCAGCCCAGCCCUGUCACUAUGUCCAUGGUGAAAUCAGAACCGGUGUCCCACUCUCCUCCCACGGGAACACCAAACCACCAUCGGGGGGCUUUGCAGGGUGACCUCAGAGACAUGAUCAGCAUGUACAUUCCUGGACCGGGAGGAGAUGCCAGCGACCCUUCGGCAGCACAGAGGGGCUACACCAGUGUGCAGCAGCACUACCUCACUGGAACUGUUCCUCUCACACACAUCUAGGACUGACGAACGGUUCACGAGCAGCUAGAGAGGAGAUGGAAGCGGGUGUGGAGUACUUCAGAAUGUCAGCAUAAAGAAGUUGUGAAGUUUUGAUGAUGUGUCUGCAGUACGACAAGUAUCCGAAUGUACUCUUUGGUGCCACGACGCAUCCAGGCCACACACGCAGCGCUGAGACUCCACCCACCACCCUGCCACAGACGUCUCUCCCUGAAUGUCUUGAGUGAAGCCGGGGUGUCUGUUGUACAUAACAUGUAAUAUUUUCUAGUGUUUUGUGUAUUAUAGAACUUGUGUUUUAGAACCACCCUAAAUACUUGCGAUACUGGCUUUCAUUACGGUUCCAGCACAGUCAGUGCUGGUUGGACUGGUUCCCGUGGCCACGUCUUCGAAUGGCGACUGUCACUUUCUGCCAUCUGAAAUCAUGUGAUAGCCACAUCACCUGAGCUGCUGGCCAUUCGUUAGUGCUGCUGUGAUGCGUCAGCAGGAAACUCGAGAAUGAAAUGCACAACUUGAAUAACAGAGCUUUUUAAAAUCUAACUCUUUGCCAUGUGGCUUUGGUUUAGUAGCCUUGUGUUAGAUCUGGACUUCUACUCUUCAGUUACAUUUGAAUGAAAUGAAACAAACUUCUGUUGGACAAUCACCACCGUGUCUACGAGGAAAAGGACUGGCUUUGUGCAGUAGUACCUCCUACAUGCAGUAGAAGCAGCAGCCUCAGUCAGAAUCACACUUUCGGCUCUAAGAUCUGACUGUGUUCACUGUGUGCAGGUGUUUUAUUUGCUAUAAUUUAGUUUUAGGACAUUUUCAUGUUUCGAUGCAUCGAUCUGAACUGAGCAUGCUGAAUUUAUAUUCAUGUCCUCUUGCGCUAGGCAGGUGUAGUAUUUCUUUUUCUAUGCUUUUAAAUAAUUGAAAGGAUUUUUAUGUGAACUGCUAGAUUUUCAGUUGGUCUUUCAAAUGUCUCCAUACAAGGACGCUGGAUUGGAAAAAGACCAGAGUUGUUUUUAAAUGAACUGUCAGUUGUAUUUUUAUAACUUUUAAAGAGAAUGGAUGCGUGUUCCUGAUUAAACCUCAGAAAACCUUUAUUCUUGUUUCUAAACUUUUUGCAGUAACAAACGUUGAGAUAAUGCUAAUUUCUUUUUUAAGUUUAGUCCUGGUUGGAUUCAAAGUGUGAUCUUCAAACACAAGCGGGACAUGUCAGUCACGUACUGUGAUAUAAUUCUAGUCAUCAUAGCUGAACCUUGUCCAGCAUUCGGGGUUUAACCUGCCCAGUGUCAUGUGUAAGUUACCGUAGGCAGCAUUUAUGCAAACAGUAUGUAUAUGAAGCUCUUAGACUAAGAGUCUGAUUCCUGUUUGAUGGAAAAGAUUUGUGGCUUUCAUAACAACAUUAAUAAAUUAGGUAUAUGCCAACAUGUUUCAUGAAAAUGAAAUUACAGCAGCUCACUUUGUCUCCAAUCCAAUAACUCACUAAUCCAGCCUUCAUGCUCUCGCCGGCUUCUUAGUUUAUAUUGUAAUCAUUCAUCCGUUUACACAGUGCUGAGCUGGGCUGGAUUAGGUGGGGCUACAAUUAUAUAGUGAAUACAAGUAAUUCUGUAAACGAUUUCCCCUUAAAACUACUCAAGAGAACAAUCAUGAGCCACAUUUACACAGACUGAUGAUUCUGACAUUGUUUUAAUACAAUUUGAUUUUUCACCAUUUUAAUGUCGGCCUAGUAUUUACCUGCUUUGACACUUGAACUUUUAUUGAAUUAUAAUAUUUGCAUUAUGAAUGCAGUAUGAGUGUACCCCACUAUAAGCCUUAAUGGAGGGU